Molecule: messenger RNA, 1812 nt
Organism: Naegleria gruberi
Lineage: Eukaryota; Heterolobosea; Eutetramitea; Acrasida; Naegleriidae
Product: peroxidase
Exons: 1
Coding region: 1-1812 (603 amino acids)
Biological process (GO): response to oxidative stress
Molecular function (GO): peroxidase activity; heme binding
Source: RefSeq, a predicted model, not a curated record
AUGGCAAAAGUUACCUCUACAUGGAUGUUUUCAACUUCACAUUUUACCGUCAAUCAAAGAUAUUUCACACUCGCUCAUCCACUACGAGGUCACAAAAAUUUAUCAGAAAAAACAAAAACAAAUAUGAGACAAACAGUUGUGUUUAGUGUUGUGGUAUUGAUUGCCACUCUCUGUCUGACGGUUGGCUUUGUUCAUUCAAAGGCAAUUGACAGUUUCUCCCUGUUCAAACUCUUCACACCAGUCUAUGAGAAUUGUUACUCUCACGAUGGUGUCAAUGUAAAUAAGAAACACGUUACUUGGGGACGUACAGGUGAAUCACUUCCACGUUUAACUAAGGCUGCCUAUACUGAUGGUGUUAAAGAUCCACCACGUUUGACUUUGAGUGCUAGAGUUAUUUCUAAUGCUUUCAGUAAGCAAACUACCUGUGAUGAAUCUAAUGAUUUCAAUGAUAGUUCAAUGAUUUAUGCGUAUGGUCAAUUUGUGGAUCAUGAUAUUUCCAAUGAAGGAGCUGGUUUAAAGUUUACUGAAACUUUAAAUAUUGAAGUACCUCCUGGUGAUGUUUGGACAACUGCUCUUCCAUUCACCAGAGCUGUCUUUGCCUCUGACAAGCCAACUUAUGUUAAUGAGCCAGUCAAUCAAGUGAACUUUGUUACUGGUUAUAUGGAUUGUAGUCAAAUCUAUGGUUCUGAUGAGAUUCGUGCUGAUGCUCUUCGUGAAAAAGUUGGUGGUUUCUUAAAGGCUGAUGUCCAAUAUGGAAAGGAAUUUUUGCCAAAGAGUUUUGUUGAUCCAAAGAGUGGAUUAUUCUUCAUUGGAACGGUCAACAAUUCUGUAAUAGCUGGAGACAAUAGAGCAACUGAAGCCCUUCCAAUCUCAAUCAUGCAAACUUUAAUGUUGAGAGAGCAUAACAGAUUGGCAAAAUUAGUAGCUUCCAGAUUUGGAGUAUCUCAACAACAACUUUCAAACUCAAGAGCUGAUGAAUGGAUUUAUCAAACUGCUCGUACCAUUAACUGUGCUCAAAUCCAACACAUUACAUACAAUGAAUAUUUGCCAAGAAUUUUGGGUAAAUUCGCUCCAAAACCAAAAGACUUGUGUUAUGAUGAAGAAGUCAAGACAACUGUUACUACAGAAUUUGCCACUGCUGCUUUUAGAUUUGGCCACAGUACUGUUGGGUGUGAUAUGAAGAGAUUCACUGGUAAUGGUAGUGAACUAGCUCCAAUUGACUUUGGUAAUGCUUUCAAUGCUUAUCCAGUUUUAACUCAAUCUGCUGAAGAAUUGGAUAAUUUGUUGAGAGGUCUCAUCAAGCAUCACGCUCAAAACUUGGAUGAAAAGGUUGUUGAUGGUUUACGUCAAGUUAUCAGAGGUCGUUUGGAUCUUGUUGCCAGAAACAUUCAAAGAGGUAGAGAUGUUGGUCUUCCAGAUUACAAUACCAUUAGAACUACCCUCGGUUUCCCAGCUCUCAACGUUACUCAAAUCACAUCUCGUGCUGAUGUUCAAGCCAAGUUAAUCUCAUUCUGGGGUGUCAAUUUGGUUGGUUUGGAACCAUGGUUGGGAAUUCUCCUCGAACAAAAGGUUGAAAACUCUCAAUUGGGUGAAUUAGGUACUCACUUACUCAAGACUCAAUUUGAAAACUUUGUAAAGGGAGAUAACUGUUUCUACUCUCACAAUCCUCAAACAUGGGCUCGUUCCUUGUUCAAGAAGGAAAUUGAAAAGGUUACUCUUGCUGAUAUCAUUGAUGCUAAUACUGGUGUUAAGAAGGGUGAAAAGUCUAUGGGUACUUCUCCAUUCGUUGCCAAGUAUGGUCCAUUGGUUUAA